This is a messenger RNA of Blepharisma stoltei, 1113 nucleotides long. NCBI's taxonomy places the organism in Eukaryota, Ciliophora, Heterotrichea, Heterotrichida, Blepharismidae. The record is from the annotation of a GenBank genome assembly.
AUGAUAAAUUUCAUUUUAAAUACAGAAAUGAUAAAUUCAGAAGAUAUAGGAAAUAGAAUCCUUAAAGUAGCAUUCAAUCAAACAAACGACCUUCUCUUUGUUGGAACCACAAAAGGAUUCAGGAUUAUAAGAACUGAAGAUUGCAAAAUUAUAUCUCGCCGAGAUCAUGAAGCUACUACUUACUUUUCAGGCGGGUUCACUUGCAUAUCUCCAAUGUUUUCCACGGAAUUGCUAUGCUUAGUAGGAAGCCCUGGAAAUAGCAUCUACCCUCCAAAUAUUGCUUAUUUUUGAGAUAACCAGAAGGAAGAUUUCAAAGGAGAAAUACGAUUUCGAUCAGAAGUAAAAAAUGUGCUACUGAGAAGAGAUAAAGCUGUGAUUGUUCUAGAAAAAAUCACAUAUGUGUAUGAUUUGCUAAUACUUAAAGCUACUGAUUCAAUACCCACUAUAGAAAACGAAAAUGGUGUUGCUGCUGUCUCAUAUGAUAGAGAUCAAUUCAUAUUAGCAAGUCUGCAAACAACUCAUGGGCAUGUAAAAAUUACAAAUUAUUAUGACGGAGAAGUCAAAUCUGGCCUAAUACAUGAAAAUCCAAUAACUUUACUAGCACUGAAUUUUCCAGGAACAAUUGGAGCGAGUGCUAGUGAACAAGGGACAAUUAUAAGAGUUUUUGAUACUAAAACUCUUCAACUAUUGCAUGAGCUAAGAAGAGGAACUAGCCCAGCGCAAGUCUCGUCUAUUGCUUUUAGUCCUAAUUGUCAUCAUUUAUUAGCAUCAAGCAACCGAUCAACUAUUCACGUUUGGAAUCUAAAAGCUCCAACUCCUCAAUCAGCAGGUAGAUUUAGCCGAUUUUUGCCAAAUUAUUUUCAAUAUAAUAGAUCCCUAGCAAAAUUAAGCUUAAAGCCUGAGGUGAGCUGGACUUGCCCAUAUACCGUCAAUGUCGGACCCAUAGGAUGCUUUAUUGAUGAGACUAAUUUUAUUUUGGCACAUCUUGAUGGGAAUUUGUAUAAAUGCAAAAUCAGAGACCAAUCUGCUUUAAUUAUUCAAGAAACCAAAUCAUUUCUUGAUUCUAAUGAAAUAAUAAUAGAAGGAAACAGAGAGUGGGAAUCUUUUGCGUAG